AUGGCGGUAAAUGUAUUCAUGACAAUACAAAGUGAAGUGAGGUUACAAGCAGAAGCAAUGGAUUGCUCAGAAGGGAUUCUGGCUUCUAUUUUGGCAACAACAAGUUACUUCCUGUAUAAGAAAAUCUCCCCCGAAACUCAAAAACAGCACAAGAGGCCUACAGCGAAGAGGUCACAUGAGGACAAACGGGACAAACCAACAGUUCCAGCGACUGAUUACAAAGUAGUAGCAUAUCGAAAAUACCGAAGAACAUACACAAGUAACAGAAGCAAUGAGGAAUUCUUUAAUUCGGUCAGGAUGUCAAUACCAACAUUCGAUAUUCUUCUUGAUAUGGUUGGACACCGAUUGGAGAAAUACUCAAUUAAGAAUCCAGCAGAUCCGGAAGCUCGUUUAUACAUGACACUCUUGCAUCUUUCAUCCGGAACAUCAGCUAAUAUCCUUGCGGAUCAGUUCAAUAUAACUCCAAUGACUACAAGAAGGAUAAUUAUUGAAACUUGUGAAACUAUCUGGGAUAUUCUAUCUCCCAGAUAUUUGAGACAACCACAAAGUGUCAGAGCAUGGGAAGACACUGCAAGACAAUAUGAGAAGCAAUGGAAUAUGCCCAAUUGUGUAGGUGCCUUGGAUGCUAAAUUUAUCAUGAUUAAUUGUCCAGCUUCAGCAGGAUCAGGAACUUAUAAUUCCCUAAAGAACACAAAUAUGGUUCUUCUAUCUUCAUGUGAUGCUAAUUUCUUAUUCACCUACAUUGAUAUUGGAAUAUAUGGAGAAAAUCCAGAUGAAGGAAUAUUUUCCCUAAGCUCUCUGGGACAAGCUCUGAAACAAGAAAAACUAUCACUUCCACCACCCUGCAUAAUUCAGGGAACUUCAAAACCACUUCCGUACUUUAUGGUGGGCAAUGCAACAUUUCCUCUAUUGAAGAAUCUCAUGAGACCGUAUCCGGGUCGUUUAUUGGAUGCAAGAAAAAAUCAAUUUAACACUCGUUUGUCUUUUGCCCACGGAACCAUAGAAAAUGCAUUUGGGAUCUUGGCAGCACGAUGGAGGAUUCUUCUAACACCCAUAAAAAUGAAACCGGGAAAUGUGGAAAAAAUUGUUAAAGCCUGCGUAGUUUUGCAUAACUUUUUAAAAUUGAAAGAUAAUCUCUACUGCCCACGAAUUUACGGUGACUAUAUAAAUGAGGACAAUAUUCUGGUGAAAGGGCAGUGGCGUCAGGAAGUCUCGGGCAUGGAAUCUGCCAGUGGACAAGGGGGAAAUCGAUCACAUGAUGAGGCAUUUAAAAUCAGGGAUAUUUUAGCUGAUACUAUUUUUAACUAAUAGAAAUAAAUCAAUUUUAAUCCA
This is a messenger RNA of Phlebotomus papatasi, 1332 nucleotides long. RefSeq lists its product as uncharacterized. The transcript has a single exon. The record is from RefSeq and is a predicted model, not a curated record. The coding region runs from base 1 to 1308 and encodes 435 amino acids. NCBI's taxonomy places the organism in Eukaryota, Metazoa, Arthropoda, Insecta, Diptera, Psychodidae.